CGCCCAAGACGCAGAAAUAAGACGUCAACGGGCCGGGAACCAGCCUCGGGGCCUGACGGGAUUGUGGCGGUCCUCUCUCCCAACUCGGAAGCCGCCACUGCCUCCAGACGCUCUCAAGAUGGCGACUUCUCUGGGUUCCAACACCUACAACAGGCAGAACUGGGAGGAUGCGGACUUCCCCAUUUUGUGCCAGACAUGUCUUGGAGAAAACCCAUAUAUUCGAAUGACCAAAGAAAAGUAUGGGAAGGAAUGCAAAAUCUGUGCCAGGCCAUUCACAGUAUUUCGCUGGUGCCCCGGUGUCCGCAUGCGUUUCAAGAAGACUGAAGUGUGCCAAACCUGCAGUAAAUUGAAGAAUGUCUGUCAGACCUGCCUCUUGGACCUAGAAUAUGGCCUGCCCAUCCAGGUUCGGGAUGCAGGAUUGUCUUUUAAGGAUGAUAUGCCAAAGUCAGAUGUCAACAAAGAAUACUACACACAAAAUAUGGAGAGAGAGAUUUCUAACUCUGACGGAACACGGCCAGUUGGCAUGUUGGGGAAAGCCACAUCCACCAGUGACAUGCUACUCAAACUAGCCCGGACCACACCCUACUACAAAAGGAAUCGACCCCACAUUUGCUCCUUCUGGGUAAAAGGAGAAUGUAAGAGAGGAGAGGAGUGUCCAUACAGGCAUGAGAAGCCAACAGAUCCGGAUGACCCCCUUGCUGAUCAGAACAUUAAAGACCGAUAUUAUGGGAUCAAUGACCCUGUGGCAGAUAAGCUUCUAAAGCGGGCUUCAACAAUGCCUCGUCUGGACCCACCAGAGGACAAGACUAUCACCACGCUGUAUGUUGGUGGUCUAGGCGAUACCAUUACUGAGACUGAUCUAAGAAAUCACUUCUACCAGUUUGGGGAGAUCCGGACGAUCACCGUCGUACAGAGACAGCAGUGUGCAUUCAUCCAGUUUGCCACGAGGCAGGCUGCAGAGGUGGCUGCAGAGAAGUCCUUUAAUAAGUUGAUUGUCAAUGGCCGUAGACUCAACGUGAAAUGGGGAAGGUCCCAAGCAGCCAGAGGAAAAGAAAAAGAGAAGGAUGGAACCACAGACUCUGGGAUCAAGCUAGAGCCCGUUCCAGGACUGCCAGGAGCUCUUCCGCCUCCUCCUGCAGCCGAAGAAGAAGCCUCUGCCAACUACUUCAACCUACCCCCAAGUGGUCCUCCAGCCGUGGUGAACAUAGCCCUGCCGCCACCCCCUGGUAUUGCCCCGCCCCCACCCCCAGGUUUUGGGCCACACAUGUUCCACCCAAUGGGACCACCCCCUCCUUUCAUGAGGGCUCCAGGACCAAUCCACUAUCCUUCUCAGGACCCUCAGAGGAUGGGAGCUCAUGCUGGGAAACACAGCAGUCCCUAGCACACUAUCAGCACGCCAGGGCUUUACGGAAGAAAGGGCGCUCAAAAAUCCCAGUAAAUGAAUCUUGGAAUAAAUAUAUUUUUUCCUUCCUUUGUAGUUUCCGUGGUAGCUGAAUGUGUUCAGAUGUGGGCAGUCGGAGAACGACAGCCAUGCUUUCCUACACGUGUUCCAAGGAUUGAUGGACCUCAAAUAAGCUGCCAUUAACACAUCUGGUUACUGCUAUAACAUUGCUAAUAAAACUCAAUGCCUGUUCUCCUUACUUGUAUGGCGAACAAGCGACUGGGUGAAUUGGAAUGUCUAACGGAGUUACCAUCCCAAUUAUAUGUUCAUUUUGUAUCUUUUUUGGGGGGGAAAAAUUGACCUGCGCUAAGAUCUUUUUGACCAUUUUUAUGUCCAUUGGGUACUUUUCCUUUUUAUCAUCUGAGAAAAGAUUACUAGUAUUAAUCAUUGUAGUGGCAUGAGUGUGAUUUAACACUUCGGAAGUCACGUUCUCAAGGAGACAAGUAGAAGCCAGCACCCAGCACAGCCCAGAUCCUUCCUUACCUCUCCUCUCCUCAUUUAUUACUAAAGGCAUCUGGCGGCUAGUUUCACUUCUCUGCCCUGCUAAAACAAGAUGAAAACAAAAACCGCUUUCUAGUCCUAUCAGUCGGAUGGAAACACCGAUGUGGAGCUCUGUGUUGUUGAAGAAAUCUGGCGUCUGGGAUGAAAUGAUUUUAAAGAGCUUCCCGUAAACCAUGUGAACAAACUGUGAAGUGAAAGUGGCAGCGUGCGUCGGGCUGGAAGGCUGUGGCCCGCGGCUGGGACUGUCCUCUAGCAUUCACCCUCGUGUGUCUUCAGCGUCUCUCCUCUUAGUCCCCUGCUGCUGGGCAGAGGACUCUGUUUGGUCUUAGAAUGUUUGGAUAUAACUGAAUUGUAGACGGCAAGAAUAAUUUGAUGUUGUGUGUUUUUGUUUUUAAAAAAUUAAAACGGGUCAAUUUUCCAAA
This is a messenger RNA of Leopardus geoffroyi (Geoffroy's cat), 2364 nucleotides long. RefSeq names its product RNA binding motif protein 22 (gene RBM22). The record is from RefSeq and is a predicted model, not a curated record. The coding region runs from base 119 to 1381 and encodes 420 amino acids. Lineage: Eukaryota; Metazoa; Chordata; Mammalia; Carnivora; Felidae. Gene Ontology annotation, cellular component: Prp19 complex; U2-type catalytic step 2 spliceosome; U2-type catalytic step 1 spliceosome. The transcript has 11 exons. Gene Ontology annotation, molecular function: U6 snRNA binding; metal ion binding; pre-mRNA binding.